This is a messenger RNA of Penicillium canescens, 417 nucleotides long. RefSeq names its product 4-carboxymuconolactone decarboxylase. Bases 1 to 417 code for a protein of 138 amino acids. Gene Ontology annotation, molecular function: peroxiredoxin activity. The transcript has a single exon. NCBI's taxonomy places the organism in Eukaryota, Fungi, Ascomycota, Eurotiomycetes, Eurotiales, Aspergillaceae. The record is from RefSeq and is a predicted model, not a curated record.
AUGCCAGACUCCCGUGAUCCCUCGCCAGAGGACGAGCUCUUCCGUACUGGUCUCCAAGUCCGCCGCGAAGUCCUAGGUGAUGACUACGAGAACAAAGCCAUCCAAGAGCCAAAUGGCUUCACGCAAUUUCUCCAAGAGGUCGUAACCAAAGUCGCAUGGGGCAUGGUCUGGACAAGGCCCGGCUUAAGUCGAUCCAAGCUUAACAUUGCUCUAUUGAGCGCGCUUAAUCGGCCCGAUGAACUUGCUCUCCGUCUUCGAGGGGCAAUCAGAUAUAGAGUCACCAAAGCCGAGAUCCAGGAGGUUAUGCUUCAUACAUCAAUGUAUGCUGGUAUGUCUGCGGCAAUAUCGUCGUUCAAGAUCGCCGAACGGGUUUUAAAAGCUAUGGAUGAUGAGCCAAAGAGGAAGUCUAAGAUUUGA